Eubalaena glacialis (North Atlantic right whale) is the source of this 5662-nucleotide messenger RNA. RefSeq names its product tripartite motif containing 2 (gene TRIM2). The transcript is spliced from 12 exons. Gene Ontology annotation, molecular function: protein binding; zinc ion binding; ubiquitin protein ligase activity. Lineage: Eukaryota; Metazoa; Chordata; Mammalia; Artiodactyla; Balaenidae. The record is from RefSeq and is a predicted model, not a curated record. Gene Ontology annotation, biological process: protein polyubiquitination; negative regulation of translation; proteasome-mediated ubiquitin-dependent protein catabolic process. Bases 13 to 2301 code for a protein of 762 amino acids.
UGGCUGCACUGCAUGCAGCAGCGUGCAGGGUCAAAGACAGCCGGCCCCCCAUGUCAGUGGUCUAGGAUGGCAAGUGAAGCCACCAACAUCCCAAGUCCUGUGGUGCGCCAGAUUGACAAGCAGUUUCUGAUUUGCAGUAUAUGCCUGGAAAGGUACAAGAAUCCCAAGGUUCUCCCCUGUCUGCACACUUUCUGCGAGAGGUGCCUGCAGAACUACAUUCCUGCCCACAGUCUAACCCUCUCCUGCCCCGUGUGCCGCCAGACCUCCAUCCUGCCCGAGAAGGGGGUGGCCGCGCUCCAGAACAACUUCUUCAUCACAAACCUGAUGGACGUGCUGCAGCGAACUCCAGGCAGCAAUGCUGAGGAGUCCUCCAUCCUGGAGACAGUCACCGCUGUGGCUGCGGGGAAGCCUCUCUCUUGCCCAAACCACGAUGGGAAUGUGAUGGACUUUUACUGCCAGUCCUGCGAGACCGCCAUGUGUCGGGAGUGCACGGAGGGGGAGCACGCGGAACACCCCACAGUCCCCCUCAAGGACGUGGUGGAGCAGCACAAGGCCUCACUCCAGGUCCAGCUGGACGCUGUCAACAAAAGGCUCCCAGAAAUAGAUUCUGCUCUUCAGUUCAUCUCAGAAAUCAUCCAUCAGUUAACCGACCAAAAGGCCAGCAUUGUGGAUGACAUCCAUUCUACCUUUGAUGAACUCCAGAAGACUUUAAAUGUGCGCAAGAGCGUGCUGCUUAUGGAGCUGGAAGUCAACUAUGGUCUCAAACACAAAGUCCUCCAGUCGCAGCUGGAUACUCUGCUUGAGGGGCAAGAGAGUAUCAAGAGCUGCAGCAGCUUCACGGCGCAGGCCCUCAACCAUGGCACGGAGACGGAGGUGCUGCUUGUGAAGAAGCAGAUGAGCGAGAAGCUGAACGAACUGGCGGACCAGGAUUUUCCGCUGCACCCGCGAGAAAACGACCAGCUGGACUUCAUCGUGGAGACCGAGGGGCUCAAGAAGUCCAUCCACAACCUCGGGACGAUUUUAACCACCAACGCCGUCGCCUCCGAGACGGUGGCCACGGGCGAGGGGCUGCGGCAGACUAUCAUCGGGCAGCCCAUGUCCGUUACCAUAACAACCAAGGACAAAGACGGCGAGCUGUGCAAAACGGGCAACGCCUACAUCACGGCGGAGCUGAGCACGCCCGACGGCAGCGUGGCGGACGGGGAGAUCCUGGACAACAAGAACGGCACGUACGAGUUCCUGUACACAGUACAGAAGGAGGGCGACUUCACUCUGUCCCUGCGGCUCUACGACCAGCACAUCCGCGGCAGCCCGUUUAAGCUGAAGGUGAUCCGGUCGGCGGACGUGUCCCCCACCACCGAGGGCGUGAAGAGGCGCGUGAAGUCCCCGGGGAGCGGCCAUGUGAAACAGAAGGCGGUGAAGAGACCCGCCAGCAUGUACAGCACCGGGAAACGAAAAGAGAAUCCCAUCGAAGACGAUCUGAUCUUCCGAGUGGGAACCAAAGGAAGAAAUAAAGGGGAAUUUACAAAUCUUCAAGGGGUAGCAGCAUCUACAAAUGGGAAGAUAUUAAUUGCAGACAGUAACAACCAGUGCGUGCAGAUAUUUUCCAAUGAUGGACAGUUCAAAAGUCGUUUUGGCAUACGAGGACGCUCUCCCGGGCAGCUGCAGCGGCCCACGGGAGUAGCUGUGCAUCCCAGUGGGGACAUAAUCAUUGCAGAUUAUGAUAAUAAAUGGGUUAGCAUCUUCUCAUCAGAUGGGAAGUUUAAGACAAAAAUCGGAUCAGGAAAGUUGAUGGGGCCCAAAGGAGUUUCUGUGGACCGCAAUGGGCACAUCAUCGUGGUGGAUAACAAGGCGUGCUGCGUGUUUAUCUUCCAGCCAAACGGGAAAAUAGUCACCAGGUUUGGUAGCCGAGGAAAUGGGGACAGGCAGUUUGCAGGUCCCCAUUUCGCAGCUGUAAAUAGCAAUAAUGAGAUUAUUGUUACAGAUUUCCAUAAUCAUUCUGUCAAGGUGUUUAAUCAGGAAGGAGAAUUCAUGUUGAAGUUUGGCUCAAAUGGAGAAGGAAAUGGGCAGUUUAAUGCUCCAACGGGUGUAGCAGUGGAUUCAAAUGGAAACAUCAUUGUAGCAGACUGGGGAAACAGCAGGAUCCAGGUUUUUGAUGGAAGUGGAUCGUUUUUGUCCUACAUUAACACAUCUGCUGACCCACUCUAUGGCCCCCAAGGCCUGGCCCUAACUUCAGACGGCCACGUGGUGGUUGCAGACUCUGGAAACCACUGUUUCAAGGUGUAUCGGUACUUACAGUAACAGUGGGCAACUGGACACCCCCUUACAAAGAUCUUACACUAUAAACUGGAAUGGAUUUCUCGACGCAGGACCAGAUUAUACUAGACUGUUCAUGCUAGAAGGAAUCAUCGGUGAACUUUCCAAGGUUAUUUCUGAAUGUAACGAUUUCCUUAAAAACUGCAUAUCUGAUUUCCAUAAUCCACAUUUAGGGUUGAAAAAAAAAGAAAUCUCUUCUACUGAAUCUAUAAAAACUGCAGAGUUUUACACCUGUGAACUAUGGCUUAUAGGACAGGGAUUUAUGUAGUUAAACUAAUUUUGCAAAUCAAAUAAACAUUAAAAAGCAACUAGAAUAUGUAAAGGUAUUUGUUAAUCCUGUGAGUGGUAGCUUUAGCGCAGAGCUUCCAAAAACAAAACAAAAACAAAAUCGGUUAUAGUUAUAUACUUUAUUUAACCUCGGUCACAAGACCCAGGGGAUCUUCUAACCUCACUUUUACAGUAGGUAUUACCCUUGUGACAUUUUUUUGGUUAUCAGUAGCUACAUAUAAAUUACUUUGGGAAAAACGGAAACUGUCUUGCAAAAUCCUCCCAGCUGGGAUUAGCAAGCGUCUUGAGUUUAGCACUUAAAAAAAUCAAUGCAAAUUUCCCAUCCUUUCUGAGUUAGAGCGAAGAUCUUCUUCAUGUGUUCUUUUCAUCUCUCUCCUGCUCACCUUGUAUCAAAAAACAAAGUUCAUUUUCAGGGAAUCCUGAAAUCCUAAUACUUUGAAAAGCAUAUUACACCGGCCCCGUUAACUCCAGAUUAAUGCACUGGAAUGUAAUCAAGAAAAAGUCAGUCACAUUUUCUGUGCCACAUUCUCACAUGUGUCUCUCCUCUUCCACUUCACGAAUGCGAAAGCUUUACCUCCUGCAAAAUGUCAGCACAUGUAGUAGGACACCAGUAUCCUAGGACAGAGAGCCAUAAACAGCCCUUUGGAGGACUGAUGGUGUCAACCAAAGGCAUGUGAUUGAUCAAUGGUUUCCUUUUAGAAACAAGUGUUACCAAAGUUGUGUUAUAUCAAAAGCAUUACAGGUAAGGGCAUGUUAUGGUUAUUUAUCAUUGUCUAAUGACUAGUAGAGGCAUUAAAGGACUAUAUAUACAUGAUUAGGGUAGGGUAGAAUGUAUCAUAUAUAGAUAUAUAUAGCUGAAUCUUCGGUGUAUUGAAAUAGGCAGCACCCUGAAAGACAGAAGCAUCUUCAGCACAUUCCUUACUGCACAGUUUAAAGCCGUCCUAGUAGAGCAAGCCCUAAAGCAGAUUUAAUUUUUGCCAUUUUCCAGGAACGCUUGUAUCGGCUGACUUUUAGUCAGAAAAUGGCCUUCUGUGCUUUCAAAAACAAAACAAAAAACAGGUCAAAAGAAAAAAAAGUUGAACUUGAGUUACAUUUAACUUUAAGUAUAAAUGCAUUUUGAAAAAUGUUGAGAACAAUUUAGUCAAUCUAAUACUGUAAAAUAAGAUGUGGUCUAUUUCCACUGUUUCAUUUUCUACUCAGUUCUACCAAACAGGAUGUCAUGUUUGGCAUUUUCAAGGAGGACUUUGGGACCUUUUUCACUGAAAGCACCUUAGAACUGUACUAUAAGAAAACAUUUCCCACAUGUAUAACUAUAUGAAUGUGAUGUUUCUUGCUUAUUAAUUUAUAAUUCAGCCAUUCUCUUAUAUAGGACUUUUUUAAAUUUAGAAGGGAAAUCUUCCAAUUAUCUAUCAAAUUUAUUAUGUCCAAAUCAACCUCUGAAAAAAAUUUUUUUCAGGAAAAUUUACAUUUAGGUUUAGUAUUUUUUUAGUUAGGUAGAAUUUUCAAAAUAUUUGAGGCUGUCCGUGAUAAAGUUAUAUAAAUCAAUAACAUUUUUAGAAUGUUAAACUAAGACACUGUUUCCUAACGUCAGUGAAAUAAGUCUUUGAAUUUAAACAUUCAUAUUUAAUGAGCGCUUACUGGGUGCCAGAGGCUAUUCUAGGCACUGGGGAUAAAGUAAUGGAUAAAACAGACAAAAAUCCCUGCCCCCUUGGAGCUUACACUCUAGUGAGGGAAUUUCAUUUUACCAUUUAUUAACAUUCUGCAUAAAAGAUAAGCUAGACCCUUGAUAACUCCUGGAAUGUUUAAAAGGAAACUUUUUAAAUUGGUUAAAAGAAUUUCAGUCUAUUUUCACAAGUAAAAAUGGCUUCCUAUGUAGAUUCUGUCAUAGGCCAUUGAUCUUAAGACUAGUUUACUUAAAGAGGUUUUUUUGCACAUUUAAAUUAUACUUGUGAAUUUAGAAAUUAACCAGCCAUCAUACCAUAUGAGACUGGAAAUCUCGAUAGUAGAUUGAAUACAAAGCUAAUUUUUUUACAUGUCAAUAUUGGAAUGAAACUGGAAUGAAAGAAGAGAUACUUUGAUUCAGACCUGUUCCACUGUCUGUUACUAAAACACAUGCUAUGGGCACUCCAGGAAACACUAUAUUUUCCCCAAAAUAUGUGUAAUCAUAUAUGUUAAAGUAUAGAUAACAUUUCAAAUUUGGAUACAUAUGUGCAUUUACUGUAUUAGUAAGCAUAUUUUAGGGGGAAAAGUGCUGCUGAUAAGAUACGAAUAGACAAGAUUUAAAUGAAACUUUGUCACAUUCUUUGAAAAAUGGUUUCUAGUAAACUGAGAAGGAUAGUAAAAUAAGUGACUUUUUUUCUGGGCUACCAUUAUUGUUUGAUUUCUCUUUGUCAAGUGUACAGAACCUGUCAUACUUUCAUGAUAAGUAGCACUGAAAAAUUACCCAUUCAGAUUUCCCCUGGGCACUUAUGGCAAAAUGUUGCCAGUUAGAAUGUAAAGGUAGGUGACAAUGCAUUCCCUCCCCGCUUAUAGAUAUUAGUAACUGUAUCUCUGACACAGACCUCCCCUGCUGGACACAGGGAGGUGGGUGGAGAGUUACUUCACCACCUAGAAACACAUGAAUAAAAAGCCUUUAUGACUGUUAGCCAUUUUUUAAAAAAUGGUUCUUAGUAUCUUGAUCAAACUUUAAUCUCUAGUAACUAAAGUCCCCAAGUUUCCUUCUUAUAAUUUACUCUUUGACUAGAUUUGAAACAAAUAAAUACUAACAGGUCCAUGCAACUAGAACACACUUGAUUCUACUACUAAAUAUACAGGGUAUGUCCUAACAGAGUUAACUGGAAAAGCAGUACGCUAGCAAGUGUCUAUGGAUCCUUAACACUGAAGGGUUCACAUAAAUGCUUUGGUAAUACCUAUUGAGUUAAUUGGAGAAAAUAGCAAAUAAGCAUCAGGUAAUCUGCAGAUUACUUCAGAUGGGAAAAAUCUUUAUGUACAUUUGGACUCUAUCUUAUCCUCCCUAUUCACCAGCUUCUUAAAAAGGAGUAAUAUUUUUAGUAUAAUU